This is a messenger RNA of Triticum urartu, 1860 nucleotides long. RefSeq names its product F-box/FBD/LRR-repeat protein At5g22660. NCBI's taxonomy places the organism in Eukaryota, Viridiplantae, Streptophyta, Magnoliopsida, Poales, Poaceae. Gene Ontology annotation, molecular function: protein binding. The record is from RefSeq and is a predicted model, not a curated record.
CCUCCCAUCCCAUGAGAAAAAGAAGCACCUUUUGUGAGAGCCUCAUCUGCCUCCUCGCGUCUCUCUCCAUCCAGCCGCCGCCGGCGAGAGAGACCACCGAAUUCAGACUCACCAUCACAGAUCCAACGCAUUCACCAUCCUAUCAACCACCGAAUCCAAGCCGGGACCAUGGAGUCGCCGCCGCCCAAGCGCAACUUCGGCGACGGCGGCGAGGACGGAAUCAGCGCGCUCCCCGACCACCUCCUCCUCGACAUCCUCGAGCGCCUCGACCUGCGCGAGGCGGUCCGCGCCGGCGCGCUCUCCACGCGGUGGCGGCACCUCCCCGGCCACCUCUCGCGCGUGCACCUCGACGUCGCUCACUUCCGCGGCGCCACGCCGCUCGAGGUCAUGGACGCGUUCACGGGCGCGGCGCGGGCCUUGCUGACUCGGGUGCCUCCCGCCGAGGGUGGUCCCCUCAAGGUGCUCGUCCUGAGCUUCUACACGUCUUCCCCUCACCUGAGCUCCAUAGGCCGCCUCAUCGAGGACAUUGUGAGCUUGGGCCACACCCAAUGCCUUGAGUUUUGCAUAUCCCCGCCGGGCACUAACCCGCUGGGCAGCAACAUUGAGAUUGGGCAGGAGUUCAUGGCCUUCUCCCGCGCCUACCCAGUUGCCUUCUCGUGGCUCACGACGCUUACGCUCGAAUAUCAUGCUUUUGGAAAUUCCGACAUCACUGACCUCAUUAGCACUUGCGGUAGGCUCAGGCACCUCAGCUUGAGAUUCUGCAGACUGCUUGAUCUGCACUCCACGCUCAGGAUCGAUGUGCCGUGCUCUGAGCUCCAGGAGCUUGAGUUCAUCGGCCUUUUGUGCACACGGAUCGAGCUCGUCUCUGUCCCCAAGCUUAGACAAGUGGAGUGCAAAUGUUGGCUCUUCAAUAACCCUCCAGUGCGCUUUGGCUACGUUCCUGAGCUUCGCGGUUUAGUACUCGCUUCUAAAGCCAAGGCAUGGCAAGAGCCAUUCGCGCUCAGCGAAUGCCUGUCAACGAGUGCUGGUGCCAGGAACCUGUCAACACUGACUCUCUGUUUUGGGUACCAAAUGGUAAACUUAAAUAUAAAUCUUCUGCAUCUUCAUACCAUGUGUUCUUCUCUACCAGUUUCAGUUGUGCAUGUGAUGUUCUUGCUGCAGAUUUGGGUUCAGCCAGAACCUCCGAAGCAGCGCAUUGCUAUAUUCAGAAACCUGACCUCUGUGCGUCUUUUCGGUAUCUUCUGUGAGUGUGAUCUGAGCUGGACUCUGUUUAUCCUUGAAGCUGCACCUGCCCUACAUGAUUUGGCAUUGUCUCGACAUUCAUGUGUCAAGACGCCCGAGAACAGUGCCGAGAAGACCAACGUGGUGUGGGAGCCAUCCAAGGAUUUGAAGCACCUGAACUUGAAGGUGCUGCAGAUCUUCGGGUGCGAGGAUGAAGACAAGGUGACAAACUAUAUAAGGCUUGUCAUGGAACGAGCUGUGGGGCUUUUGAUAAUUCGGUUGUAUGGUGAAAACCCAUGCACAUACUGCGAUGCCAGCAACCUUGAAAGAUCCAAGGCACAAAAGGCUGGCAGGCAUCGGAUUAAGGAGCAACUCACACAUGGAUCAUCCUCAUCUGUGGAGAUAAUUAUCUGUUGACGGAUAUGGUCAGGGAAUGCUAGUAGUCUCGUAAUGCUCUCAGGCUUGCAGCAGCUUGAGCAAUGACUGUAAGAGGCGCAGCCAGUUGUAAUUCUAAUUUUAGUUAUUGGUAACCUGAGGAUACUUGCUCGGUGUGGACCUCGCAAUUCUAAUUUCUGGUUAUUGGUGGCCUGGGAACACUUGAUCGCACUGUGGCUAACUUAAAAUGUGUGUACUUGAAUC